AUGUCGUCUCCGUGGCCCUCGGUCACGAAAACCUUCCACCACUCCCCAUAUGAAGCCAUCGAUCCCAGAAACCCCAGCCUCUCGGCCCAGGGUAAGGUGGUCAUCGUGACUGGCGGAGCUAGCGGGGGGGGAAAAUCAAUUGCUACCGCCUUCACCAUAGCUGGGGCUCGGGCAGUGAUCAUUCUAGGGAGAACCAAAGAAACCCUCGAAGCCACCACACAAGUUCUCUCAUCCCUAGCUUUGAGCCAGACGAAGAAGCCAAGUCUGAUCAGGUAUUUUGUUGCGGACGUCAGAGAUACCCAAGCCAUCGCCCUGGUCUUUCAAACUGUCCGACAAGAGAUCGGAGCGGUGGACAUCUUGGUCAACAAUGCGGGAUACCUGAGCACACUCGACACGACGGAAAACUCGGACAUUGAAGACUAUUGGACCUCCUUUGAGGUGAACGUCAAAGGCACCUUGAACGUCGUUCAAGCAUUCCUUCGAUUCGGUCGCGACAAGACUGCCACGGCCAAGAGACAGCCAACGAUCCUCAAUGUGUCCACGGCUGGCGUCCACCUUCCCUGUAUCCCGCGAUACUCAUCGUACGCCGCGUCCAAGGUCGCAGCCUGGAAAUUGGUGGAGUACGUUGCAUUUGAGACAGCAGGAAGCGUGCGUGUCUUCUCGAUCCAUCCAGGAUCAAUUGAAACGGACAUGAGCAGGAAAGCCAACAUUCAGCCACUCGACGAUUUCGCAUUACCCGGCGCAUUCUGUGUAUGGCUUUCGGCAACACCAGAGGCCGACUUCCUGCAUGGCAGGCUAGUUUGGAGUAAUUGGGACGUCCAAGAGUUGAUGGAGAGGAAACCUGAAAUCAUACGCGAGGAUUUAUUUACCUUGAAGCUGUCGGGUUGGCAUGAUUGA
Molecule: messenger RNA, 897 nt
Organism: Capronia epimyces CBS 606.96
Lineage: Eukaryota; Fungi; Ascomycota; Eurotiomycetes; Chaetothyriales; Herpotrichiellaceae
Exons: 2
Coding region: 1-897 (298 amino acids)
Cellular component (GO): membrane
Source: RefSeq, a predicted model, not a curated record